Phalaenopsis equestris is the source of this 709-nucleotide messenger RNA. Its product is annotated as N-alpha-acetyltransferase 50. Bases 79 to 555 code for a protein of 158 amino acids. Gene Ontology annotation, cellular component: cytoplasm; NatA complex. The transcript has 3 exons. Gene Ontology annotation, molecular function: N-acetyltransferase activity. The record is from RefSeq and is a predicted model, not a curated record. Lineage: Eukaryota; Viridiplantae; Streptophyta; Magnoliopsida; Asparagales; Orchidaceae. Gene Ontology annotation, biological process: mitotic sister chromatid cohesion.
UAACGAUCGGCUCAGAGCGAGGAUUGAGCGAGCUGAGGGGAGGUGGAGGUGGGGGUGGGGAGGGAGAGGAAGACAGAGAUGGGGAUAUCGCUUGACGGCCUGAGGGACAAGAAUCUGAUGCAGUUGAAGAAGCUCAACCUUGCGCUAUUUCCCGUCCGCUACAACGACAAGUAUUACGCUGACGCCCUCUCUUCCGGCGAGUUCACGAAGCUCGCUUAUUACAGUGACAUUUGUGUUGGUGCAAUUGCUUGUCGUCUGGAGAAAAUGGAAGGAGGAUCAGUUCGUGCUUACAUUAUGACGCUAGGUGUUUUGGCUCCAUAUAGGGGCUUAGGAAUUGGUACAAAGCUGUUAAAUCAUGUGAUGGAGCUGUCUGCUAAGCAGAAUAUUUCCGAGAUUUAUUUACAUGUGCAAACAAACAAUGAUGACGCCAUUGCCUUCUAUAAGAAAUUUGGUUUUGAGAUCGCAGAGACGAUACAGAAUUACUACACAAACAUUAGCCCGCCAGAUUGCUAUGUUGUUAGCAAGCUUCUGCCUGUAUCUUCCGCAAAGAAAUGAGGGCACCUGAGAUGAAAAUUCAGUGAUUAAAUUUUUCUUCUCGCAUUUCUGUGGAAAAAUUUAUUUAUUGGUCUUUUUUCUUUCAAUUUGUAUAGAGAGGGGUUAUUUUGGCACAUUGUUGUUUUCCUUCUUUGAUUAAGAUUUAGUUGCCACA